Molecule: messenger RNA, 9905 nt
Organism: Epinephelus fuscoguttatus (brown-marbled grouper)
Lineage: Eukaryota; Metazoa; Chordata; Actinopteri; Perciformes; Serranidae
Product: A disintegrin and metalloproteinase with thrombospondin motifs 20
Exons: 39
Coding region: 346-6093 (1915 amino acids)
Biological process (GO): extracellular matrix organization; proteolysis
Molecular function (GO): zinc ion binding; metalloendopeptidase activity
Source: RefSeq, a predicted model, not a curated record
AGGGUGCACGGGGUGUUCUAGGGAUGGCUAAGGGAAAGCGUACUUGGCACUGAUCCCUCCUUUCAGUAUAGACUGCAGUUUACAUUAGGCAGCAUAUUUUUUUUCUGUCAGCGGGAUGAAUAUGUCAUAAAUAGUUGGCGUUUAUAGAGGGGUAGUGGAUGCAUGUUUAGCUAUGCGAUGAGGCCAGUGCACUUUGCAAGACUUGCGCUGCAGAGAGCCUCCGCGGAUCCCACGACCUGUUGCUGACAAGCCGGGGAAAAGGAGAGGGAGAGGGGGAGCCGCUCGGGAGACACAGAGGGUUACUGCCUUGGAGACGACAGCCCGGGUUUCUUCGCGGAGGAAAUCAUGCAGUUUGCAAUCUGGCUGGUUGGACUAAUGUGUCAUCUGUCAGCGCUUGUCCGGGACACUUUGCAACACCGAUUGCAUCCGAAACAAGAAAGCUUCAUCAAGCAGCUGUCAUCGUAUGAAAUCAUCACCCCGCUCCGUAUGAAUGACUUCGGAGAAUCAUUCCCGCACAAAUUGCACUACAGGAGGAGACGGAGAAGUUUAAAUGAGGACCUGUCGGGCUUACGGGUUCACUACAGGAUUGAUGCAUUCGGGGAACGCUUUCAUCUCAAUCUGACCGCAGACUCCAGCUUCAUCGCCCCCUCUUACACAGUGACACACUUGGGAGCGGAACAGAGCAACGACACGGACACCCACUUCCAUGACCCGAGCGAUAUGCGCCACUGCUUUUUCCGCGGACAAGUCAACGCCAGGGACGAAUAUCCUGCCGUCUUCAGCCUAUGCACUGGCCUUAUUGGAACGUUUACGACACAACAUGGUGAAUACUUCAUGGAGCCUCUUUUAAAUGCUGCAGGGGAGGAAUAUGACGAAGAACACAACAAACCUCAUCUUGUCUAUCGACACGAGAGGAAGAAGAACAUCUCGCACACCGACAACAGCGCAGAGCCCUGUGCUGCCUCAGCAGAGAACUCCAAGAGGCCGGUUGCUUUUGAGAGCAGAGGGAGUAUGGGAGAGGAGCUGAUCUCUCUCAGAGCCACGAUAGAUGAUCAACACAUUUAUGACAACAACUCCACGAGCACACACCCCAAACCCCCACGCAGACGCAAGCGCUUCCUCUCCUACCCUCGCUAUGUUGAGCUGAUGGUGACAGCGGAUGCCAAAAUGGUGCGUCACCAUGGACGCAACCUAGAGCACUACAUCCUAACAAUCAUGUCAGUAGUAGCAGCAGUGUACAGAGACCCCAGCGUAGGAAACCUCAUCAACAUCAUGAUUGUCAAGCUAGUCGUCGUCCACAAUGAACAGGAAGGGCCCACAGUGAGUUUCAACGCCGCCACGACUCUCCACAACUUCUGUGUCUGGCAGCAGAGCCAAAACAUCCAGGAUGACAACCAUCCCUCUCACCAUGACACGGCACUCCUUAUCACCAGAGAAGACAUCUGCCGUGCGAAAGAUAAAUGUGACACAUUAGGGCUCGCAGAGCUGGGGACAAUGUGCGACCCGUACCGGAGCUGCUCCAUCAGUGAGGAAAAUGGAAUUAGUGCCUCCUUCACCAUCGCUCAUGAGCUGGGCCAUGUGUUCAACAUGCCUCACGAUGACAACCCAAAGUGUCGGGAGGCGGGCAUGAAGCACCAGUAUCAUGUCAUGGCUCCCACGCUCAACUAUGACACCAAUCCCUGGUCGUGGUCCAAGUGCAGCCGCAAGUACAUCACAGAGUUUCUAGACACCGGCUAUGGAGAGUGCCUUCUUGAUGAACCUGUAGGCAGGACGUACGAGCUGCCGACCCUCCUCCCUGGUCAAAUCUACAAUGCCAACAGACAGUGUGAACUGAUGUUUGGACCCGGUUCCCAAAUUUGCCCUUACAUGAAACAGUGCAAGAGGCUGUGGUGUACCAGUGCAGAGGGGGACCAUAAAGGAUGUCGCACACAGCACAUGCCACUGGCUGAUGGGACUGACUGUGGACAUGGAAUGUACUGCAGACACGGGAUGUGUGUAAACAAGGAGUUGGACCUGCAGCCAGUCCAUGGGGAGUGGGGUCCUUGGGGGCCCUACAGUGUUUGCUCCAGGUCCUGUGGUGGAGGAACCCGGAGCACCUCCAGAGACUGCAACAAGCCUGAGCCCAGAAAUGGCGGGAAGUUCUGUGUGGGUCGCAGGAUGAAGUUCCGCUCUUGCAACACUGAGCCAUGUCCGCGAGGACGGAAGGAUUUCCGCGAAGAGCAGUGCUCUCAGUUCGAUGGCAAGCACUUCAACAUCAACGGUCUACCUCCCACCGUCCGCUGGGUCCCCAAGUACAGUGGCAUACUAAUGAAGGAUCGCUGUAAGCUCUUCUGCCGAGUUGCUGGGACUAUGGCGUACUAUCAGCUGAAGGACCGCGUCAUCGACGGCACGCCAUGUGGGCCAGAUACUUACGACAUCUGUGUUCAAGGCCUCUGCAGGCAAGCAGGCUGUGACCACGUUCUCAACUCAAAGGCCAGGAAUGACAAAUGCGGAGUGUGCGGCGGCGACAACUCAUCGUGCAAAACCCUGGCAGGGACCUUCAACGACGCUCAGUACGGUUACAACACAGUGGUGCGGAUCCCAGCCGGAGCCACCAACAUUGAUAUCAAACAGGUCAGCUACUCUGGAAAGCCAGAGGACGACAACUACCUCGCAUUAUCCGACAGCCAGUCCAACUCCCUCUUAAAUGGGAACUUUGUAGUGGCCAUGUUUAAAAGGGAAAUCACCUUCAAGGGAACCAUCAUCGACUACAGCGGCUCGGACACAAAAGUGGAGCGCAUUAACUGCACUGACCGCAUCGAGGAGGAGCUCAUUCUGCAGGUCUUGUGUGUGGGAAACCUCUACAACCCAGAUGUCCGUUACUCCUUCAACAUACCCAUCGAGGAACACAGGGAGCAGUUUGUGUGGGAUCCCUCAGGUUCCUGGCUCGAGUGCAACCGCAUCUGUCAGGGUGAGCGGAGACGAAAGGCAGUGUGUGUGCGUAAGAGCGAUCACCUCGAGGUAUCGGACCAGCGCUGUGAACAUUUACCUCGUCCUGUUGCUGUUGCUGAGCCCUGCAACACUGACUGUGAAGUCAGGUGGCAUGUCGCUGGAAAGAGCGAAUGUUCUGCUAAAUGCGGCCCAGGCUACCGCAGCCUGGAUGUUCAGUGUAUGAAGUACAGCCUGAUGAAGAGACAGAGUGAGAGGAUGGAGGCCAGUGCCUGUGGAGACUCCGCUAAACCUCAGACCAGAGAGCCCUGCCAUGGGGACUGUCUGCUGAAGAGCUGGCAGUACAGCGCCUGGUCACAGUGCUCUAAGACCUGUGGACGCGGGAGCCGCAGCAGAGAGUCUUACUGUAUGAACAACCUGGGUAGACGGCUGGUGGACCGGGACUGCAACGAAUACCAGAGGGUGGUCACUGAAAGCUGCAACGAGCAGCCGUGUCCGAAGUGGACUGUUAGCGAGUGGAGUGAGUGCCUGGUGACUUGUGGGAAGGGGAUGAGGCACAGACAAGUGUCCUGCAGCAUGGGAGCCGGGGAGGAAAAGCUGAGCGAGCACUUCUGCGACCCAUCCAGCAAACCUCCUGCUGUAGGGAGCUGCGAGCUGCCCGAGUGUGCGUCCUGGCAGGUUGGCGUCUGGGGAGCGUGUGCGGUGACCUGUGGCCACGGCUACCAGAUGAGAGCUGUUAGGUGUGUGUCGGGGAACUAUGGUGACACGGUAGAUGACAGAGAGUGCAAUGCUGCGGCGAGGCCCAGAGACAGCCAGGACUGUGAGAUGCCAGCAUGUGCCUGGGCCUCUCCGGUGCAAAGCACACCUCGUCCUGACAACUCCGCUCAGCUCCUGACUCAGUGGAGAUACGGCUCCUGGACUGCGUGCUCGGUGUCCUGCGGCAAGGGAAAGCGGGCGCGUUACGUGAGCUGCAGAGAUGCCCAAGGAGGAGUGGCUGACGAGUCGCACUGCGCCCACUUGCCCAGGCCCCCGGAGUCCUCCGCCUGCUUCAGCCCGUGUGGCCAAUGGCGUGCCGGGGAGUGGUCUCCUUGUUCAGUGACCUGCGGCGUUGGGAGAAGCACCAGACAGGUGGUGUGCUCUAACUACCACCAGCCAGUGGAUCAGUCUUUCUGUGACCCGGAUGAGAAACCUGCGACAGAACAGGAAUGCACCGCUGUACCCUGCUCCUCCAUCUACCACCGUCAGCGCAUCAACGACCAGCCCUACGGAUAUCCUCAGGACCCAGGGCGCCAUCCUGGGCACAGCAGCUGGAAUGUGCCCUCAGCAGACAACCAGUGGAGGACCGGACCCUGGGGCGCAUGCUCCAGUACCUGUGCAGGAGGCUUCCAGAGGCGAGUGGUGGUCUGUCAGGAUGCCGAUGGACGCAGCAACAGCUACUGUGAUGAGAGGGUUAAACCUGCCGAGUCUAAAGGCUGCGACUCUGGACCCUGUCCUCUGUGGAACUACGGCGUCUGGGGAGAGUGCACCCAGACCUGCGGUGGAGGAAGGAGGACCCGCCUGGUGGUUUGUCAAAGGCCCAACGGCCAGAGGCUCAACGACUACAACUGUGACAUCCUUGACAAGCCGCCCGACAUGGAGCAAUGCAACCUGCAGCCCUGCCCAGGCUCUGCCUCCUGGCAACGCCGACCAUGGAAGCCGUGUUCAGUGAGUUGUGGUCGGGGGACCAAGCAGCGGGAGAUAGCCUGUGUUUAUCAGAACCAAACCAAAAUAGAGGAGGAACACUGCAGUCAUCUGCCUCGGCCGCGGACACAGAAGGCCUGUCGGGCGCGGGGAUGCCCCACUUGGAAGGCCAACAGGUGGAGGGAGUGUUCUGUCACCUGUGGAGUCGGAGUCCAGAACCGAGAUGUUUACUGCAGACUGAAAGGCACUGGACGGGUCAGAGAUGAUCUAUGUGAUGCUCAACAGCGUCCUGCCGUUGUCCGUCCUUGCCAAACUGCAGAAUGCACACAUUACUCUUGGGUCGCUGGUGAAUGGGAAGAAUGUAAUGCAACCUGUGGAGAAGGCAUGAGAGGCAGGAAGGUGGGAUGCAUCGGCCCGGGGAUGACACCCGUCCAGGGCGAUUACUGUGAGCCAUCGUCCCAGCCACCAUCACACCAGCCCUGCAAAAGAGCUCCCUGCCAUUACAUGUGGAUUACAGGGGAGUGGUCACAGUGCUCUGCCAGCUGCGGUGUGGGCUACCAGCAGCGUAUAGUCUCCUGCUCCAUGAUGCCCUCCUCUCAGGCUCUGCGCCCGUACGCCGCUGCUGCUGCCCAGUCCUCCUCUGCCAGCACCCACUGCCCCGAGCCCCACCCUCCUGGCACCCGGCCCUGCCUCCUCAGGGACUGCCCGCACACAACCUACUGGAAAGCUGGCCCGUGGAGCAAGUGCUCGCAGACCUGCGGGGCGGGAGUGAUGGAGCGCAGAGUGGAGUGUAUGACGUCCAAAGGCCAACCGUCCAAACACUGCCGUCCUUCAGAGAGACCUGAGUCCAAGGCUGCGUGUCAAGAUAGAGAAUGCCAGUUGUUCGCCUCCUGCCGAGACGUCCAGAUGAGACUGGGUGUGAAGAUAGAUGGGGAGUACUAUCUCAAAGUCAAGUCCCGGAUCCUACAGAUUUACUGUGCUGAGAUGCAGACGGAUUUUCCCAAGGAGUAUGUGACCUUGCGCAGCGGUCAGACAGACAACUACUCAGAGGUGUAUGGACACAGGCUACUGAACCCAUUUGAAUGUCCGUACAACGGCAGCAGAAGACAGGACUGCGACUGCAGGAAUGACUACUCAGCAGCGGGAUACACACUCUUCCACAAAGUUCGUGUGGACCUUGGCUCCCUGAGGAUAAUGAUCACAGACCUCCAGUUUUCCCAGACUCUUCACGGUCGACCUGUGCCCUUUGCUACAGCGGGAGAUUGUUAUAGUGCAGCCAAGUGUCCGCAGGGCCAGUUCAGCAUUAAUCUGAUUGGCACUGGUCUCAAAGUAGCUGAGGCCACCAAGUGGACAUCACAGGGCAACUAUGUUUCCGUCAAAGUCCACAGAUCUGAGGAUGGAACAAGAAUCUACGGCCGCUGUGGUGGUUUCUGUGGGAAGUGCAUUCCCCAAGCUCACAACGGCCUACUCCUUCAAGUCCACUGAGGGCCAUGCAGAGACCAAACCCCCCUAAAUCUCUCCUGAAGACAGUAGCCAAGGAACAUGCAAUAACAGUGAUCUGUUGGACCACGUCGUCAUCUGUGAGUGUGGCGGAGGAGCAUUUAACAGCAAUCAUCCCACAGUAACAUCCCCAGUUUCCUAAUGGCAGCUAAAGCAUUCAAGACACUACGUACUGUGCAGUACUACAGGACCACUGUCGGGUCCUUCAUCCAAACUGCAAACUCUGAAGAAGAGCCAGCUAGAUUUGCAUGCCAACAGUGUUGCAAUAGCUAUCAAACACAUCUGCGCUUUGGAACCUAAAAUGAUUUUUUUUUUCUGACACUGUUUUGCUUUUUAUUUUAACAUUAUACAAAGGGAUACAAAACUUCAAAACACUGAGAAAGCAUCUACACAAACAGUUCAAAAAACUCAGUACUUAAAGGAAGAAAUUCUCAUCUUUAAAAAACAUUUUUUUCUCUUCUGUGAAGUGUAUUCUGUAAAAAAAAAAAAAAGCCAGAAUUUUGGCAUGAAGUACCUGGAACCAAUCUUGUUAUAUGUGAAUUUCCACGGUACAUAGAUAUUUAUUUUUACAGCUACACUGUAAGUAUUUAGUUGCAACUUAUCUAACUGAAUUGCAAUGAAUGAGACAGUAUAAAAAUCAUUGCAGUCUUCUGAUGACAAAGAAGUGCUACAGACACUGCAAUAGUAUGUGAGGGAUGGUUGUGUUGUUGUUUUACAGGAUGACAACCAAUAGGCUGAUUUUAAAAAGAAGUAAUUCAAGAACACUGUAUUUUUCUGAGACUACUAAAUGAGCUACACUGCAGAUCAUCUUGGCCUAACACAAGUUUAAAGGAAUAAUUUGACAUUUGCGCUUAUUUACUUUUUUUGUUGAAAGUGAGAUGAGAUAAAUGUGAGGUAACCACUAGCAGAUAAUUAGAUUAGCUUAUCACAAAGACUAGAAUCAGGAUGAAAUUGAUAGCCCGGCUCUGUCUAAAGAUAACAAAAUCCGCCCACCAGCAGCUCACAAAUGAACAUGUAUCCGAUUUGUUUACUCUGUACAAAACCAAUGUGUAGUAGUUUUAGAGGGGGUAAUAGGCCAGGCCAUUAUGUAAACCAUAGACUGUGUAUAUAGAUGGACAAUGCGUCUCCACUUCUUCCAGCUGUACAAAAAUGAAGCCGAAACAUCCCAGAUAGGGGCGCUGGUGAUGUCAUUUCCAGGAGUGGAGCCGUGGUGUCAAGCUCCCGCCCAUACACUCAUACACCAUUGGCAUGCCACAGAUUGACACAUACAGCUGUCAAUCAUGACCCCAAAUCCCCUUUUCCUUAGCAUAACAACUAAUUAAAAAACAAACUUAUCUGAAAAACGAACACUUGAACAUACAAUACAUCAGCAUGAUAAGAACCAUCUAAAAUGACAGAAACCUUUUGGAAAAGUUUAUUUCAUGUGUACGCAUGUCCUAUCUGUUAGCACAGAGGGGGUGGGGUUUAUGACCUAUACUGCAGCCAGCCACCAGGGGGCGAUUGAGAUGGUUUGGUUUCACUUUUGGGGCACUGUCCUGUGUCCAUCUUUGUAUAUAGUCAGAACAUAUGCAGCAUAUAUAAAAGCUUGAACGUGUGCAGUAACUUCCUGCGGUCUUGACAUCACACAUAAGUUUGCCAGGGAGCGGACACUCAAUUAAGUGACUGCACCUUUAGUCCGGCAUCUUUACAGGACCCUCAGGAAGUGUGACAGGCUUUGAAGUUCAUCAUGUGAUGCCAUUGGGCCCAAAAAGAUUUUCUCCCUAAGACUUACAUUUUGAAAGAGGCAUUUGUAAAUCGGUGAAUACAUUUUUAAUUUCAAGUUUUUAAGAAUUUGAUCCAUUUGGUCCGACAACAUUUGGAAAGUCAAGAGGAGAUGCACGAUUAAAUCAUGUUAUCUCAAUUCAAGUUAGUGGAGUGCUAAACCAGAAGUAGCCGUGUACAACGAUGUGGAAGAGAUGCCAAUCAUCCUGGUAAUUUUAUACCCGACAGUUAAACAUUUUUGACUUCAUGCACCACUGAGCAACUUUCCUAAGAAUGUACAGGGUCCUGCUUCCAACAGUGUGUCCAGUUCUCUUCAUAUUUAUCCAUGAUCUUUACCUUUGGAUUAUCUGUUUACCCUUAUUCCCAGUCUUUAUGCUAAGCUAAGCCUGCUGGCUUCACAUUUACCACACAGACAUGAGAGUAUUAUCAAUCUUCUCAUCUUACCGUCAGCAAAAAGGUGAAUACGUGAUAUUUCAAAAUGUCAACUCUUCCGUUUGGGCUUUAGACUUAAAGACAGAGCUUGCAACUAACUACUGAUAUGACCUGCCUUAUGUCAGAGGUCAAACUUUAGGAGCACGUGAGGAGCCUUCAGAACAACUUUAGAUGAUGUUCGUUUUCAUUGUUGUGUGUUUCUAACGUCUGUCUGCUGUCAUCUGUCGUCAAGUAUUUCUCAGAACUACUGAAACCAGCACAGUCCACUUACUGACACAUGGCUGCCACAUAGAGGCAGAAUAAACACUACUGCUGUGAGGAAAUAACUGACAUCUUUCAGUAUCUCCAAGUGUUUAAGCACAGAGUAAAAGUUUUCUGUGGCUUUUUUUUUUUUUUUUUCAACCAUGAGGAUUUUUUUUUGUUUUAUUUUAAUUUUCACACCACACAGACAGUUCUCAUCUUUUACACCAUGACACAGUAUCAGGUGUGACGUCUCACCUCACACCCUCCAUUGGGCCUACUGUAGGUACCUGCAACCCCUACCUCUCACCGACAUCCAUACUCUACUGAGAUAUGUGUUGUAAUAUAUUUAUGUUUGACCAUAUUUAUUCUGUAAUGACUGUAGACAUGUUCUAUGUUUUAAGGCACAAUGACUACUACGAAACGGAGAAGCCAUUGUCUGAUGUUUUUUGUCCUUUGUCUGCUUUGCUAAAAGAAAAAAAAAAGGUAUUAGCCUACUACUGUUUGUAGUGUAUAACCACUAACCUUAAAUGAGGAUCUUUUGAAUGGUGCUUUUGAACUACUGGAAUUACCUCUGAUCUUGAGAAGGAAAACGCUGGCUCUCGGCUCUUUGGUAGAUGUAGGAUCUGCCUGUAAUGCAUGUGAUGGUCCUCUAAUUAAUGUAGCUGAAAAUCUAGCUGUUGCCAGGUAAAUCAGAUGAACCACUGCAUGAGGAAAUCUGCCCUUAACUUAACUCAUCAUAAACGACUCUCACCAUGACCACUACUACUACAGCUAUUAAGCAAUCUAACAUGCUGGUACUCUGAUGUUAAGCUUUAACCAAAGUUAGAAGAUAGACGCAGAUUAUUUUUCUUCUUCUCAGACAAUGCAGCUUCUUUUGAUUUAAAGAAUGGCUGAAAAAUAUAUUAAAAAAAGUCAAUGAGCAGCUAGAAAACCUUUGGCCAUCGUUCAUUUUUAUGAUGGGCAAUUGUUCUAUGAGGUCUGUAUCAGAAAUUUAAAGAAUACUUGAUGCACUAUGUGCCAUAAAAUUUUGUAGAAAUGUAAUCCUGUUUGGUUUUUUUGUAAUAACCGUUAAGAUUUGUAACUUAUGAUAUAUGUGUAUUUUUAAUAUUCAUACUUGAAUUGUAAACAGUGUGCUAAAUAUUGAAUGGGCAUUGGUACUGAACAGAGAAACAGUGUGCUUGUUUGCCAUGCUUUAUCCAAAGAUGUUUUAAAGAAUCAUGUGUACCUACAGUAUGUAUGUAGCCUGUAUAAAAGAAAUGAAUGAUGAUUCUGGUGCUAUGCUUACUAAUCGUACCUAUACUGUAUGUCUCGCUACUAUACUAACCUUGUUUAAAAUAAGUAAUAAUAAAAGGUGCUUUUCA